This is a messenger RNA of Mycena indigotica, 846 nucleotides long. RefSeq names its product Acid protease. The record is from RefSeq and is a predicted model, not a curated record. Lineage: Eukaryota; Fungi; Basidiomycota; Agaricomycetes; Agaricales; Mycenaceae. Gene Ontology annotation, biological process: fatty acid beta-oxidation. The transcript is spliced from 10 exons. The coding region runs from base 19 to 846 and encodes 275 amino acids. Gene Ontology annotation, molecular function: delta(3)-delta(2)-enoyl-CoA isomerase activity; enoyl-CoA hydratase activity. Gene Ontology annotation, cellular component: peroxisome.
CGGCUACUUCUUGCCCUCAUGCCCGUCUAUCCUCUUUCGCUGCCUCAAGACGGGCCUAUGGCCACCCUCAGUAAAUCAAAGAAUACUGUUUGGGAGAUCGAAUUACACAAUGGUCAAGACAGUCGACUGACACCCACCCUCGUCAAUGCACUCCGAACUCUUCUCGAUCAUGUUGAACUUGACUGGCGCAACCAAUGGCGUGAAGUCCCCGCCAAUGCGAAAGACCGCUCUGCUGCUGCUGGAGCGUUGAUCAUUGUCGGACGCAAAGACCAAGACAAAUUCUUCAGUAACGGUCUUGACCUCAACCACGUACCGUGGAAUGGCAACUUCUUUCCCGUGACCUUCAAUCCCCUGCUUGAACGGCUUCUGACAUUCCCAAUCCCCGUAAUCUGCGCCAUCAAUGGGCAUUGUUUUGCUGGUGGCUUCAUGUUUAGUCUUGCGUGCGACUACCGCGUGAUGACAGAUGGGAGGAAGCGUAAUGCUUGGCUCUGUAUGAACGAGGUUGAUUUCGGCGCCGUCUGGCCCCACAGUUUUGCCGGUGUCUUGAAUGCCAAAGUCGGCAACAAUAACACACGCCGCAAGAUUGCGUUGGAAGGGCAUCGAUUCACUCCCCAAGAGGCGCUUGAUGCUGGCCUAGUCGAUCGUGUUGUGGCCGGGAACACUAGUGCAGUGCUAGCCAGUGCACAAGAGCUGGCUGCGUCGGUCGGUAACAAGGCGUCUUCGGGCGUUUGGGGCUUGAUUAAAAAAGACCUCUAUGCUGAAGCGUUAGAAGCUGCGAGGCGUGAUCCUCGAAUGAGCGGGCCAUUGAUUGAAGACGGCGCUGUCCUGUUGAGAAGCAAGCUAUAA